Rattus rattus (black rat) is the source of this 3167-nucleotide messenger RNA. RefSeq names its product DnaJ heat shock protein family (Hsp40) member B5 (gene Dnajb5). The transcript is spliced from 4 exons. Gene Ontology annotation, biological process: negative regulation of transcription by RNA polymerase II. The record is from RefSeq and is a predicted model, not a curated record. Bases 730 to 1992 code for a protein of 420 amino acids. Gene Ontology annotation, cellular component: cytosol. Gene Ontology annotation, molecular function: protein-folding chaperone binding. Lineage: Eukaryota; Metazoa; Chordata; Mammalia; Rodentia; Muridae.
CCGGGUGUGGGGAGUCGAGAAGACAGGUCCUGGUAUGGGGGGUUGGGACACCGUGGGCCCAUAGUCUGCCCUGCCAUUGGGGUGAGGGGCCUGGGAGCUCGGGGUCUGCCAGGUGCUGGGUGUCGGCGACAAGGGUCGGGUUGGGUCGGGUCGGAUUGGGUUGCGCCGGGCGGAGGCGUUUCUGAGCAGGCCAGCCAGCCAGCUGGGGUGACAUCACCGACCCCCUCCCCCGCGCGAACCCCCUUCCUUCCUCUCCCUGCCGCGCCUUUUGUCCGGGCCAGGCUCCGCUCUGCCCCGCCCCUCCCCGCCCAUCUGCGGGGGAGGAGACUCCCCGUCAGUGACUUCAUUGAGUAGGUUCUUGGGGAUUGGGCUUGGGUCCUCCCCAGACAGGCGAGAGGAUCUCACUGUCUCUCAGGCCCUCACUAUCAUCACACCUGUCACAGGUACACACACUGCCACUCAACAACUACACACAGUCACUUCCGGCCUCACUGUCACACAGCCGUCCAGGCGCUCACACCAUUCAGCCAGACACUGCUGUACCCGAGAGCAGGUGGCCACUGGACCCUCUCACUGCACUCUACACCUGGGGAUCAGGUCCAGCUUCUGGGGCACAAGACAGGCCUUGCUGGGCCACGGCCUGUGGGAAUCUGAGGAGGUGGCUUCCAGAGCUACAGCGUCCCAGGCAGGCUCCGGUGGAGCGAUCAGAGGUGAGGGGCUUGGCUGGGCAUGUUUAAGCGCACAGUGCUGUCCUGCCCACCCCCAGCAGCACCCCCACUGCAGGCUCGAGGAGCUUUCCGGAGCUUCCCACACUUCUGGGGAGAAGACUUCUUAGCCAGCUUGAUGUUUAAAAUUCAGCUGGAGCCCUUAAAACUUCGAGCGUGGACGCUGAAUGGGUUUGUAAAGUUUCGAAACAAGGAGCCCAGCACCGGUCCAGUGGCUGUGAUGGGAAAAGAUUAUUACAAGAUUCUUGGAAUCCCGUCUGGGGCCAACGAAGAUGAGAUCAAGAAAGCCUAUCGAAAGAUGGCCUUGAAGUACCACCCAGACAAGAACAAAGAACCCAACGCUGAGGAGAAGUUUAAGGAGAUUGCCGAGGCCUACGACGUGCUGAGUGACCCUAAGAAACGGAGCCUGUAUGACCAGUAUGGGGAGGAAGGCCUCAAGACCGGCGGUGGUACCUCAGGUGGCUCCGGUGGCUCCUUUCACUACACCUUUCACGGGGACCCUCAUGCCACCUUUGCUUCCUUCUUUGGUGGCUCCAACCCCUUCGAUAUCUUCUUUGCCAGCAGCCGCUCCACUCGGCCUUUCAGUGGCUUUGACCCAGAUGACAUGGAUGUGGAUGAAGAUGAGGACCCAUUUGGUGCCUUUGGCCGCUUUGGCUUCAAUGGGCUGAGUAGGGGUCCGAGGCGAGCCCCAGAACCACUGUACCCCCGGCGCAAGGUACAGGACCCCCCUGUGGUGCAUGAGCUGCGGGUGUCCCUGGAGGAGAUCUACCACGGCUCCACCAAGCGCAUGAAGAUCACAAGGCGACGCCUUAACCCUGAUGGGCGAACUGUGCGCACCGAGGACAAAAUCCUGCACAUUGUCAUCAAACGUGGCUGGAAGGAGGGCACCAAGAUUACCUUCCCCAAAGAGGGCGAUGCCACACCCGACAACAUCCCAGCCGACAUUGUCUUCGUGCUCAAAGACAAGCCUCAUGCGCACUUUCGCCGAGAUGGCACCAACGUGCUCUACAGUGCACUCAUCAGCCUCAAGGAGGCGCUGUGUGGCUGCACCGUGAACAUUCCCACCAUUGAUGGCCGAGUGAUCCCUUUACCCUGCAAUGAUGUUAUUAAACCAGGCACCGUGAAGAGACUCCGUGGGGAGGGACUUCCCUUCCCCAAGGUGCCCACUCAGCGGGGAGACCUCAUUGUUGAGUUCAAAGUUCGAUUCCCAGACAGAUUAACCCCACAGACACGGCAAAUCCUUAAACAGCACCUACCCUGCUCCUAGACUCUCCCUAGCCUGUCUGGAGCCCACCACAGCAAUACCCCCACACUCACCAAUCUCAUGUGGACCCGGCUGGAUGUCCACCGGACACUGGCACUUUCCUAAAAUGCAAGAAGCCACUGAUUAUCAGGAAAAUGUUCCUCUUCCCGACAACCCCUUUCGGAGCUGGGCUGCUUUGGGGGAAUGGGAGGGCGGUGGGGAGAACUAGCCCAGACCAGGGGUCAAUUUUUUGUCACGUGCUUUGAAUCCAGUUCCCACUGCAGUGGCUGGAGAGUGACUUGAGAGCUACUCGGAGCUAUAGAUUCAUUGUCCUGCCUGUAAAUAGCAUGUCCUCCCUCUCAGCCUUGCUAACACCUUUCCUCUCCCUUCCCCUCGGCUUCCUCCUGUUUCUGGAGAAAGAAGUUAGAAAGGACACCGCUUCCCACCCCCCCCCAGGUCUGUAGUGUCCGAGGCUAUUUUGCACAAGUGUUCGUGCACAUGAAGCACUCGCCAAAAUGGUCCGUGUCUCUCUGAGAGACAAGAAAGGACAGGAGGUAGGAAGGUCCCUCACUGAUGAACAAGGCUGUCAUUUGAGCACGAGACACUUUUCAUUUGGGGCAGGGAGGUGAGCCAACCCUUAGGAGCCUCCCCAACAGCUGCCCUGCCUACACCCCACAGAGUUGGAGGAUCUGUCCCCCUCAGCUGCUCUGGGGAGUGUUCUGGGGUGGAGAGAAGAAAGGUGGGCCUGAACCAUCCACCACAGCUAAGAGGUGGGGCAGGACCCAUCUCCCAGCCAUCACCAGGAAGGAAAAGGGCUUUGGGAUCAGGCGGCAGCUGUUCCCCACCAAGAGAUUCAGGAUCACAGGUUCCUUCCCAUAUCUCUGAACUCAGGGCCUAGCCACCCCAAACUUCCAAGCCCCACUUUUGUGAUAUGUGAAGCUACUUAUUUCUUACUUUUCUUGGAGGCUGUGUCCGAAAUUUCCAGCCUCUCUGCCUGUGUGACCCUCACCCCACCCCACUCCCACAGUUGUAUAAAAGUCGAAUAGUGAAGGAGCUGGGAGAAAACUGCUUCAGUUGGUCCUGGGGUGGGGUCUUUAGGUUUUCUCACUUUGACAAGCCCCUGAAUGUUUUUAUAGUAGUUUUUUGUAUUUUUUUGUAAUGACAGUAUUAUGAAAAAAAUAAAGUAUUUUAAAAAUAUG